UGGGUCCGAAUAUUUGAAGCCACCCAUAUGGGGCCCCGGAAAAAAAUGGGCCCUCUAAGGGGGUCCUCUGAUUGUUUUAUGAGUUUUACUGAAAUUCUUGGUAAGCAAUGUUCAGCUAAGCUUACAAAGUAUGUCAUAAUCUUUAAAAAGUCAUGCCAAAUACCCUCAUAAAGACAUCUUAAAAGAUGGUGAUAUGGUAAUAUGGUAAAAGAUAGUAGGUGGUCGGUUCAUUUAGGUACCUCUAUAAUAGCAGUUUUGAGUAUAUUAUGACAAAACACCAUGUGUCCGUGUUUAUGCUUUAUUUACCAAAGAAAAUGCCUUCCGUUUAGUUAUUGAUUGCCACGAGAAGAGGAUGGUUUAAAGGAUUUAUGAGAAUUGGAUGAUUUUUAGCCUUAUAGAACAUGGAUUUGGGGAUUAAGAGCUCCUGGGAGUCCAUUUUGAGGAGUCAAUCCCCACAAUGCUGAAGUAUUCUUUUGUACUAUGGUUUUAAACAAGACGCGAGUUGACACAAGCCUCAAUUACACAAUGCCGGAGUUCAGAGAAAUCAUGUUAUUUCUCUUCAUACUGGAAAUCACCAGAGUAGUAUCCACACAAAACUCAACUGGGAGCCUUCCAUAUAUUUCAACCAAGAUCCAAGUCAGCAACACCAAUCUUCCAAAUUUCACGGAAGUUCGGAUCGGGGUCAUUAUAGAUGAAACAACUCGGUUAGAUUUCAGCACUGCCUUGCAAAUCUUUCAUAGUAAAAUACGAAAUGAUAAAAGUCUUUCGCCAAGGAUUUUAAACACGACAAUAACUCGCAAUACGCCGUAUGUAACACUGAAGAGUAUUUGUGAAUCAUUUACAAAGGAGAAUUCCCCCCAUGGAAUGGUAUUUAUUUGUCGAGGACCAUGUGCGGGAGUUACAAGCUAUACCAAGUUGGGGAGGAACAUCGGUUGGGUCGGAGCCCGUGUUAACAGACCAGAACAGCAAAGAGCGCAAUGCGAACAUACGGAUAAACCAACCCAAUUCCUGGACCUUACACCACAAACUCAUUAUCAGAACACGGCUCUGAUUCAGCUACUGGCGAAAUUCCAGUGGAAAACCAUUUGCCUUAUUCACGACAAAAAUCAUCGCUCCCUACACAUGGUCGAUGACCUCACCAGGAGAAUGGACCACCAUGGGUUCGUAAUCAUAUCGAGGAUUGCAAUCACUGAUGAUAAUGAUAACCAUCGUAAUGCUAGUGAUUAUGAUGAUGAUGACAAGCUUUUGCAUAAGUUAAAGAGCAUUUGGCAGACCGCCAGAGUCUUCGUCUUGUAUUGCACAGAAGCCAAGGCAAGAGUUGUGCUUGAGCACGCGAGCAGGCUGCGGUUGACUGAUAAAGAGCAUGCAUGGAUUAUGGGAGAGAUGGUAUUUGACGGUCAAGCGGUUGACAUACCAGAGAGUUUCCCCAUCGGGCUCCUUGGUAUUAAGUACCACCAGCAAGCGGAAUCAAGAACGAAUGACAUCGUUGACGCCCUGACACUAAUGACUUAUGGAAUAGGUCACGUGCUUAAGGAGUCAUCCAAUCCUAGCGUACCGGAAGUGAACUGUGAAACGGAAUCUCAUGGGAUUGGUGGGUUCAGUGAGCGGCUUUACAGUGCUUUGAAACAAGUGAAAUUCGAGGGUCUCACAGGUGGUGUCUCUUUCACAAACUCCGGCGAGCGAACUGGAGCACGCUACACAUUCCUAAAUCUUCGACAAAUCAAUGGGAGACGAUACUGGGAAAACGUUGGUCACGUGGAAAGUGGUCACGUGACUUUACAACAGAUCAUAUGGCCUGGUGGUGUGGUACAUACGCCCAGCGGCCUUCCGCGAACACGCCUGCGCAUUGUGAUGUACGAAGUGGCUCCUUUGUUGUACGUGAGGGACUUGGACCCAAUCUACUCAGAGUGUCCUCAAGGCCUGCAGUGUACACUUGUGUCCGUGGCACUUGAAGAAAGAAAAACCAAAUGUUGUUACGGUUUGUGCAUCGAUCUCAUCAAACUGUUGAGCCGAGAUAUUGGGUUUAUCCCGGUUAUAGAGACAAUACAAGGCGGACGAGCGGGCUCUUUUAAAAACGGGAAAUGGACAGGUCUCAUUGGAGAGGUAGUAGCAGGUAAUGCCGACAUGGCGAUGUCUUCAAUAAGUAUCACUUCCCAGCGAAGCAAGUUUGUCGAUUUUUCGGAACCUUUUAUUCACACGGGGUCUACGAUUUUGGUUGCCAAGCGACAUGGCAGCUUCAAGGGAGAUGGAUUUCUUAAACCAUUUAAGGUGAGCGCGUGGUUACUAAUAUUCGCCGUACUCUACCUGGUGGCUGUGGUCGUCUUUCUCUUCGAGUCACACAACCCUGGGCUACAGCGCCAAAAACACCGCAAUUACCGCGGCGAGUUCGACAUCCACCAGUCUGUCUGGCUCAUGUUUUCGCGAUUUUUCAGCGGUAUUCUUAACGCCCCUAUCCCGAGGUUCGUUAGUAGUAGGGUGGUUCUCAGCUCCUGGUCAUUUGCGACCCUCAUGAUUGGUGCCCUCUAUACAGCGAACCUCGCGGCAUUCAUGGUCCUCCAGGACCAAGCCCACUAUAUUGAUGGGAUCAAUGAUUCAAGGAUCCAGAACCCUUUAGCUUCCGUGCUGAAAUUUACCACGAUCCGAGACACUAGUGUGGAGAAGUACUUUAAGAUCAACUUUCCACACGUAUACUCCUUCAUGAGAAACUACCGAUUCAACCACUCCUCGGAGGGAGUGAGAGCAGUCAAAGAGGGAGUGAUUGAUGCGUUUAUCUGGGAAUCUGCUACAAUGGAAAGGUAUGUUGCAAAUGAUACGCGCUGCAGUCUUCUGACGGUUGGCAAGCUUUUCGAUACAAGUGGUUUCGCUGCGGCAUUUCCCAAGGGUUCACCCUGGACCCGAAACAUUUCAGAUUUUAUUCUGAAAUAUCAACAGACAGAUGUUCAAGGUGAACUGCGAGACAAAUGGCAAAAAGGUUCCUGUCCUCAAAGUACUCAGGGUUUUCGUGAGGAGACGUCUAUGGGAUCACUUGCGCCCGCGAACAUCGCUGGUGUGUUUUACAUGCUUGGCACAGGCGUCAUUUUAUCACUGCUUGUGCUAGCAGGGGAGACACUCUACUUUGUCGUCUCCAGAAAAAGAGCGAUGGGGCGUGAACCUGAUCAGGCAUCGGGAAGCUUCAAGGGGAAGAGUGACGAGUUCGACACAUUGGUGAAACGAAACGCAGCCUUCGAUCACAGUGUAAUCGAGAAAACACAGAAGUCGACGAUGACAACGCUAGAACGUGAACUACAAAAAUUGCUAACAGAACUGCAAGACCUGCGAAAUGGAACUAAUCGUCCAAUAACAAACAAGCAAUCGAGCACAUGUUAUAUGAGCACCAACUUAUGUGGAUCGACAGCUGACCAGGACACAGCAGACCUCGUCGCCAGUCUCACUCUAAACGAAGCAGGAAAGCUUAUUGGCUCUCUCAAGGAGCGUCGGUCAUGCGCACACCAGCCCGAGGAGGAUCCGUUGGAGGUUUUAGAUUGUUUUGAACGAGAGACGUCAAUUUAGCUCGAAAUGAUUAUAUGAUUUGAAGAUAUUCAAUUAAAUCACUAUGCUAUACGCA
Molecule: messenger RNA, 3604 nt
Organism: Nematostella vectensis (starlet sea anemone)
Lineage: Eukaryota; Metazoa; Cnidaria; Anthozoa; Actiniaria; Edwardsiidae
Product: glutamate receptor ionotropic, NMDA 1
Exons: 14
Coding region: 481-3549 (1022 amino acids)
Biological process (GO): monoatomic ion transport
Cellular component (GO): plasma membrane
Molecular function (GO): glutamate-gated receptor activity
Source: RefSeq, a predicted model, not a curated record